Molecule: messenger RNA, 4404 nt
Organism: Orbilia oligospora ATCC 24927
Lineage: Eukaryota; Fungi; Ascomycota; Orbiliomycetes; Orbiliales; Orbiliaceae
Exons: 1
Coding region: 1-4404 (1467 amino acids)
Biological process (GO): carbohydrate metabolic process
Molecular function (GO): hydrolase activity, hydrolyzing O-glycosyl compounds; chitin binding
Source: RefSeq, a predicted model, not a curated record
AUGGCUACCUCGUCAUUGCUCACACUGGCGCUCGGGGUUGUUAUUCUUGUGCCAGGGGCCGUAGCGUUCAUCCCUCCAGUCGGCGAAAUCCUCCGAGCUGUCGACUUUUGUCCCGAACGAUGUGCUGUCUCCGGCCCGAGUACGGAGAACUGGUCCGUCUAUCCCAAUUUCAAAAUCAUCCAGAGGUGUCAACAGACUAUGUUUUAUGACUUUUCCCUCUAUGACCCUGUCGACGACCCGGAUACCAAUCAUCGAAUUCAGGCUUGUUCUUCAUUCGGCCUGGAUUUUAACAGCCUCCCAUCACAGCCAGUGGCCGCCAAACUUGUUGAGUCCGCGAACUCUAUUGAUGUCCAGUUUGAGUUAGGGUGGUGGCAUGAAGGCUUCGGUCUUGCUAAAGCCGCCAUCCAAUCUCUUGUGGGGCAGAUUCGCGAUUAUAUCGACAACGGCCACGGUAAUUCAGACCAACCAUUCAUUCUUUAUGGUCGGUCUGGACAAGCUACCAUCGGUGUCUACAUCGGCCAAGGUCUGCUAAACCAAGGCGUUAGCACCUCAGCUCUUCGAGCUUUCCAAGACAACUUUGAUACUCUAGACGUCACCACGCCUAGUUUGGCUAUGCAACUCUGCGGACCGAACUACGAUAGCACUCAUAUCUUCGGCGUUGUAGUUACUAGCAAUGCCACAUUCACUCCAAUCCAGAAUGCUAUCAAAUCCUGGGCCAAUGCAACGUGUCUAUCAUUUCUUGAAUCCAAAAACAUCCCUGGCAAGGCCACGUUCACGACGCCCCUCCUGGGUGUUACGUUGAGCAACCCCACGCCGAGCAAUUCUACUGCCUUCGACAUACAUGGCAAGCUUCUUCAAACGCGAGCCACUUGCAAGACAGUGCAGGUGCAACCCGGUGAAGGUUGUGCGCAACUCGCAGUCAAGUGCCGUAUCUCCGGUGCUGACUUUACCAAAUACAACCCUGGUAUUUGUGCCUCACUGAAGCCAAAGCAACAUGUGUGCUGCUCCAGCGGCACCCUUCCGGAUCUUCGUCCUAAGCCCAAGCCGGACGGGUCGUGCUUCUCAUACAAGAUUAAAACCGGCGACAACUGCGAUAGCUUGGCGGCCGAAUACGGGCUCACAAUCGAGCAGGUCAAGAACUUAAAUAAGAAUACGUGGGGGUGGUCUGGGUGCCAGCCGCUCUUUGCCGGAACCGUUAUUUGUCUGAGUACAGGAAGGCCUGCUUUUCCUGCUCCGAUCCCCAAUGCAGUGUGCGGCCCGCAAAAGCCUGGCUCCACCCCUCCGCCACCCGGCUCCAACAUUGCUGAUCUCAACCCCUGUCCCCUCAAUGCCUGUUGCAACAUCUGGGGCCAAUGCGGUGUCACUCAGGACUUUUGCGUUGACACCAAUACUGGCCCACCGGGGACUGCUAAACCUGGCACCUACGGCUGCAUUUCCAACUGCGGCUACGAUGUGAUCCCAGGGAAUGGGAACGGUGCCAUGAGGAUCGCCUAUUUUCAAGGCUAUGGGAUGAGCCGCAAGUGUCUUUACCAGGAUGCCCUCCAAAUUGACACGUCGAAAUAUACCCAUAUUCAUUUCGGAUUUGGUACCCUGACACCCUCCUACGAGGUCGAGGUUGGAGACAGGCUGUCUUCGUAUCAAUUCGGCGAAUUUAAGCGCAUUCAAAAUGCUAAGAGAAUCUUAUCCUUUGGUGGAUGGGAAUUCUCAACUUCUCCUAGCACGUAUAAGAUCUUCCGUGAAGGUGUUAAGGAACCGAACCGCUUGAAGAUGGCUACGAAAAUUGCAGAUUUCAUCAAAAAACAUAAUCUGGACGGUGUUGAUAUCGACUGGGAAUACCCGGGUGCGCCAGAUCUCCCCGAAUUUGAUCCCGGCAAGGCUGGGGAUGGCCCCAACUAUCUCCGCUUCCUUGCCGUCCUCAAGGGUCUACUUCCCGGUAAAACAGUCGCCAUCGCUGCCCCCGCCUCAUACUGGUACUUGAAGCAGUUUCCAAUCAAGGGCAUCAGCAUGGUCGUUGACUAUAUUGUCUACAUGACGUACGAUCUCCACGGCCAAUGGGAUGCCCAGAACCAAUACUCCCAGGAGGGUUGCGAUACGGGGAAUUGCCUUCGCAGCCAAGUCAACUUGACAGAGACCAGACAGGCGCUGGCCAUGAUUACCAAGGCCGGUGUCCCUGGAAAUAAGAUCGUUGUUGGAGUGACUAGCUACGGACGCUCCUUCGCAAUGGAAAAACCAGGUUGCUGGGGCCCCAACUGCAAGUUUACGGGUACACGGCUAGAGUCUCGUGCAACCCCCGGAAGGUGCACUGGCACAGCUGGGUAUAUUGCAGACGCUGAGAUUAACGAGAUUAUACGGGGCGGACCUGGUGGCAAGCGCCAAAGCCGCGUGGUCACACACUUUCUCGACCCUGUCAGCAACAGCAACAUCCUUGUGUACGACAACAACCAAUGGGUUGGAUAUAUGAGCGAGGAUACCAAACGGCUUCGGACGACGCUUUACGCGAGGUGGGGCAUGGCCGGCACCACAGAUUGGGCCAGUGAUUUGCAAACAUUUCAUAACCCCCCCAAGCCUAGGAAGGAUUGGCCUUCCUUUGUUGCACUGGCAGCUAGUGGAGCCGACCCGAAGGAGGAUACCACUACCAUCGGCAAGUGGAAGACUUUCGACUGCACACACCCCGUUGUCGUGGAUGAAUUCCGUGUUUCGUCAUCGGAGCGCUGGAAGGCGCUGGAUGCCGACAGUGCUUGGCGCGAGGUUGUUACUAAAUGGUUUAAUACUGACAAGCAUAACGGUAUUAAGUUCGUUGAGUCGGUGGCACGAACGCUUAAAAUGGGCGGAGAUAUGGGUUGCUGGUCAAUGAAUGAGAUCUACGACCACUGCCAUGGACCGACGGAGUGCGAGAAAGGUCUCGAUGGCCCGUUUUCUGGGCCAGCGGCGGAGCUUAUCUGGAGGUCGCUGGUCAGGGUCCACCAGAUGCACCAUACAUAUUACAAAGCUCUGGAAGGCGUGACGGGGCCCUUCUCACUGAGCGUUCGUGACAUGGAGAACACAUUUGCACCAAUCCCAGAGCCCAAGACCAACCAAUGGCUUAAUAUCUUAAUCGAUCUCCUCACUAUUGGAACCCUCACGACUGCUGCACCCUUCUUCAACGGGUUUCUAAAGCAGCUACCCGCUUUUGCUAACCCCGUGACGUAUGACAAUGCUAAGGAUACUGCUCUGAACCUUAUUGGCCAGUCAACUACGCUGGCAAAGGACGCAUUGAGUAGCCCUCCGUCAGGCACAUGGACUCCCCAGGAGCAAGAUAAAUUCUCUAACUAUAUGGGACAGGUUAUCUCAGGCUGGAUGGAUAGCACAGAGCAAACUCUUGGUAAACUGUUCAACGGCACUGAGGAAACCGUUAAGGUGAUCGGGGACGCCAUUGCGGAUGGAAAGCUUAUCGAAGGUAAACGGGACGGUGGAAGGCCCCCGCCGCAAGACACCACUGCAACCGAACUACGGACCAAUGUCCUGAAGUCAUUUUUCGGCUUUUCCAUCCCGACCUUAUGGCGCCGCUCUAAGACUUAUGCCUUCAUCAUUGACUCAGGCGCCAGCUGCGAUGGCAAGCCCCUCGGCAAGUAUCUCGAUGACAGCACUGCCGACAGGACUGGUGUCUGUUAUGAGGGAAGGCGGUAUUACCUAGUUCACCCGGAUGGAGACGCCCGACCUUGUACCUGCCAGAGAGUAACUGACCUCGGUCCCUGUCAGACCGUUUGCCGAGAUGGAAAGUUCUCUGCACCUGCAGGCAUAGACGAUCUCGGAAGGUUCGGCGGAAUCACCAAAGAAGACUUGGUUAUUGGAUCCGUGCGCACGUGGCUCCAAAAAGGGAAGACUAACGGAGGCGGCGGUUUAGAUCCGAUCAAGGACGGGUCAGUCCGAAGCGAGUUGCUCAAGGUGGACAUCACUAUUCCUGGAUUUAUCCGACUCCCUGUUUGCAGCCCUGAUCGCGCUUUCCAGUCCUGGCAUACAUCUUCAAAGGGCAGCAGUGACAACUACCCCUGCGAUAUCCCUCCAGGGAGGGACAGGUGCGGUGCCUCCACAUUUGAAGACAAGACUAGUGGUGCUUCUCCAUCGGUGUCAGACUGCCUGCAAAUAAUUAGGAAUAUUGAAGGCGAUGCAACCAGUGAGUGGACGCAUCGUAUUACUGGCCAGCGUAAGAUUUUGGAGUAUGGCUCUUGCGCCUUUGGUAUAGAAAGGACUGGUGGAACUGGCGGCGCCGUCGAGUUCAAGGUGGGUGGCCAGGACGUUAUCGAUGUUAUCAACGAUGCCGUCAGAAAAUUCGGGAACAACGGGAGGGUGGGUGCUAGAGGUAUCAUGUCCUGCGAUGGGACGACCGCUGGUACGCACGUAAACGUGCUAUGGGGCCUCUACUAA